AUGUCAUUAUUUUAGAGAAUCACAGUAACACAAAAAGGAAAGGAACUAUAAGAAUAGCUAAAAGAAUAAAACAGACAACCUUAAAAAAUAGUACAAGUCAAAGAAAAUUAAGGUAAAUUAAUUGUAUAAAUAGAUAGAUAGUUUAGCUCAUUUUUUUGAUAAAGAGCUUAAAGCAUAAGAUUAACUUGAUAAUUAUGCAUCUUUAAUAUAAAAUAGAUUGAAGUCUCCAGAAUAAAUUAUUGAAUUUCUUGAAACCAAAUUUUAGAAACAACCUUUAUUUGUUUAAAAGGAAAUGCAAAAAGUUGGAUAAAGAAUAUAUCAUUAUGGAAAUAGAGAUAUUCAUUCAUAAGUUGUUUUGCCUUAAUUAGAUUUUAGAUAAAAAUAAUAUAUGAAAAAUAAAUAUGCAAAUUACAGUGAAAAUCUAUCAUCUAGAUAAUCAAGUACAAAAAUAUAAUUAAGUAUUAGGACAUAGAGUUGAAGAAGGAUUGACAAAAAAAAUUAAUUUUAUGUUAUUUUAAGAAGGAAAGUUAGAAAGAAUGAUUACAAAAUAUGAAAAAUUUAAUGAAAAAGCUAAAUUAAUACCUUAAUAUCGGAAAGAUGAUAAGAAAGGAGAAGAUUUUAUGAAAUAGUUACUUUAAAGAAUGGAUGCUGGACAAUAAACAAGAGUGGAAUCUCUUUAAGAAAUAAAAUAAUAGCAUAAAGCAGAAUUAAGUCUACUUGAAUAUCAAAAUCUAUAAAAAGAAAGACUAAGAUAAACUAUGUCAGAUUUACAUAAAUCAAAAUAUGGUAAAUAUUGGAAUAAAUUAAAAUUGUCAUCCAGAACAGAUAAAUGA
Paramecium pentaurelia is the source of this 833-nucleotide messenger RNA. The record is from the annotation of a GenBank genome assembly. Lineage: Eukaryota; Ciliophora; Oligohymenophorea; Peniculida; Parameciidae.